AUGUAUCAGAACUUUUGUGAUUGGAAGUUAAAAAGCCUUCAUCAUUUCAAUGACAGUCAAAGAUAA
This is a messenger RNA of Spirodela intermedia, 66 nucleotides long. Lineage: Eukaryota; Viridiplantae; Streptophyta; Magnoliopsida; Alismatales; Araceae. The record is from the annotation of a GenBank genome assembly.